Molecule: messenger RNA, 8138 nt
Organism: Amphibalanus amphitrite
Lineage: Eukaryota; Metazoa; Arthropoda; Thecostraca; Balanomorpha; Balanidae
Product: A-kinase anchor protein 9-like
Exons: 38
Biological process (GO): signal transduction
Molecular function (GO): molecular adaptor activity
Source: RefSeq, a predicted model, not a curated record
GCGGCGGCAGCGCGGAUGAAGCAAACUGCGAGGUGUGGCUGUUCCCCACCGGCCAGUCUCACUCUGACGGCACUCCGCGGCUGCCCCGGCUUCACCCUAUCUCCGGAGAGGCCGCGGUGGCUCCCAGUGAUGACAAGAUUGACGGCUGUGCUGAUCUGUUCACUGUGGUGGAGGGGAAGCUGCAGACCGAGUUCCAUAACAUGGUCCAGGCGCUAUCUGUUCGCUGGACUGAACGGAGCCUUGAGGAGCUGCGCCGCUGUCGGCCCGGUCAGCAGGACCAGCAGCAGGAUCAGGAGCAGGCUCAGGGACAGGACCAGGAGCGGCGGCAGCUGCAGCACAGUGUCCGGCAGCUGCAGCGCUGGCUGGAGGACACGUACCGCGACCAACUGCAGCAGCUGCACCAGAAGCUGCACCAGCACAAGGACCAGCUGCUCCAGCUGGAGUCAGAGACGCUCGAGAAGGCUCAAACGCUCUCAAAGGAGCCGCACGUGAUCAUUGACGCUAUGCGCUCGGAGAACUCUCAACUGAGACGCCAGCUGGCGGAGCUGGAGCAGCACCAGACCGGCCUGGAGCAGCAGGUGUCCGAACACGAACAGGAGCUCAACAGUCUCAGAGAGUACUUCCAGGAGAAGGUCAAGUUCACCGAGAACAUGUACUCUGAGGAGAUUCGGCGACUGAUCCAACAACAGGCGGGUCGGCCCGAGUCGGAGUCGGAGUCGGCGGCCGUUGAGACUGCGGACAGGGACGGUCUGGGCGACCUGGCGGAGCUGGGAGGAACCCUUACCGACCUCGGCCUGCCCGACGGAGCCGUAGACACGGCUGGUCCAUCCAUCCUCCGUCUCCGCGUGGAGUUCGAGCGGCGGCUGGCCGCCCUCCGGCAGCAGCUCGACAGAAGGGUGGCGGCGCGGACGGGGGACCUCCGCGCGGAACUGGAGCGGAAGCACCGUCAGGAGGUCAAGGAACUGGAGAGGAAGCACCUCACGCAGCUGGCGCAGACCGUCGAACGCUACAAGAAGGAACUGGAGGCGGGUAAGAGGGAGUCUGAGAAACAGAUCAGCGAGAUGCGCAGCCAGCUGAUGCAGCAGCACCAGGAGGAACUGCGGCGCCUGGCUCAGAAACAUCGGCGCAGACAGUCGAGCCGGCCCAGGGACGGCCACGGUGGUGGUGACGCUGGCGCUGGUGAUGCUGGUGCCGGUGACACUGGUGCCGGUGAAGGAUCACCAUCUCCCGGGGAGAUAGAGGACAGUCGUCGGCAGGCCCUGCUGGCGGAGCUGGAGAACCUCUCGUUUGAGAUGAAACGCCAGAAUGAGAGCGAACAGGCGGCGUUCCUGGAGCAGCAGCGCGUCUCUCUGGAGCGGUUUGCGCGCCAGCAGGAGCGCGCCAUGCGCCAGUUGGAGGCCCGCCAGCAGGCGGCGCGAGACGAGGCGGCGCAGGCAGAGCGCGAGCUGGUGACCCUGCGCGCGCAGAGCGCUGAGGCUGAGAUCAGGAGAGACCAGGAGGCGGCCCGCUGGAAACUGGAGCUCGCCACCGGCUACGAGACGCAGAUUAAGGCGGUACUGGCCGGGGUCACACUGGACGAGGAGACCGCCGCGUCUGUAUCCCAGCUGCGGGUCACGCUACAGCGCGACAGUGGCGCCGCCCUGGCGGAGCUCGAGUCUGCCCACCAGGCGGCGCUGCGAGCGCUGGAGGCGCGCCACGAGCGACAGCAGCGCGAGCUCCGCCUACAGCUCGAGGCCGCCUCUAGACGGGAGCGACACCUGCAGGACACCCUCUCGGAUGAGGUGGAGGCUCUGCGCGAGCGGCUGGCCGCCGGGCCCGGCCCGGCCGGUGAGGGACUGACCUUUGAGCUGGACGGGCUGCGUCUGCACUUACUGCAGUUGGAGCAGGCGCGGGACAGACUGAACGGAGCCGCAGACUGGUCGGCCGGGGAGCACGGUGGCGGAGCCACUGUGGAGGUGGCCAGGGACGAACUGGAGCUGCUGCACAAGGACAGGGAGGAGCAGGCCGACCAGCUGCAGCGUCUGGGCGGCCUGGUGCGCGCCCUCUGCCAGUACUACCAGACCGCCGAGCGGCUGCACGGUCCCGCCCCUCCCGCCGGGGUCUCCGCCGAUCCAGAGGCAGACGCCACUGACCGGAUGGUACUGGAGGCUCUGGCUCCUGACGAGGCUGUCUGCCUGUGGGCGGAGCGCGGCCACCAGCUACCGCGAGUACAGCGCUCGGUCCGGGAGGCCACAGCGCGACUCCAGACUGCGGCGGCUGCAGCGGCGGCCGGCGGACAAGAGCAGAGGACAGAGAGGGAGGCAGAGCGGGCGGAGAGGGCAGAGCGCCGGGCGGCGGAGCUGGACCGGCGGGUAGAGGGGCUGACGGCUGAGCUGACGGCGGCGAGACAGAGGGUAGCGGCGCUGGAGGACAGGGCGCAGAGCGAGGAGCGGGAGGCGCUGGGGGAGAGCCGGCCGGCCGGACAGCCGGCGCCGCCGCCGCCCGAGGUGACCCUACAGUGUAUCAGGGAGGCAGCCGAGGCACUGCUCUCUGCCCCCGCCGACCCGGCCGACUCCCGUCUGCUGCUGAGCCGGGUUCACCAGCUGGAGGCACUGCUGUCCGAACUGACGGCGCAGAGUGACCAGAUGGUGGCGGAUUGUAACCGGGAGGUGGAGGACGUCAAAGAGCAGAUGGCAGCCGCCGACAAGCAGCUGCGCUCGACGCGCGCCUUUCUGGACGAGGUCACUGCAGAGAGGGAGGCAGAGCGGGACGAGUUCGGGCGGGAGACGGCCAGGCUGGCCGAGCUGGUGGCGGCCCGAGAGAGGGAGAGAGAUGAGCAGGCGCUGAGACGGAGACAGUUGGAGGCGGUGGAGGCGCAGAACGCCGAGCUGAUGGCGGCGGCGCACGAGGGAGACCAGGAGAGGGUCCGACUGCGCGACGAACUGAAGGCGGCCGUAAAUAAGAUCCACGACCUGCGUGACAUCAUCCGCUCUCUGGAGUCUCACGUGGACGAGCUGGGGUCAGCCGAGGGUGGAGCCGCUGCCGACCGACUCAGGGAGGAGCUGCAUCGCCAGACAGCGCACAGCCGACGCCUCCAGGCGCAGUUGUCCGAGUGCCGAUGCACCGCCGGCCGGCCAGACCCGGCCGGGGCGGACGGAGCCACGCCUCCCCCGCGUCUCAACUCGACUGCCGACAGUGAGGACACCACCACCCUCUCUGUGUGCCCCUCUCUGCUGCAGGAGCUGAGAGAUCAGAUCAUUCGUAUGGAGGCCGACGUGGACCAGCGUGUGGAGACGCUGGAGAACAGCUUCUCGUCAGCAACAGAGACGCUAUCACCGGCUGGGUCACGACAGGACCUAACGCAGCGUCCGGCCGGUGAGGACCUGGCCGGACUCCGACACAAACUGGAGCGUCUGGUUUCUGUGGAGGAGGCGGCGCUCGCCCGGAUACGGCACCUGGAGACCGAGUUGAGCCGCGCCAGGGUCAGCCAACAGGACCUGGUGUCUGAGAGGGGACAGCUGCAGCAGCAGCUGGCCGACCAGCUGCUGCAGCUGUCGGCUCUGCGCGCCCGCCUGGAGCGGAGCAGACUGGCUGCGGAGGUGGGCACCGACCCGGGCCAGCCCAGCCGCGCCCGGCUGGCCUACCUGCAGGCAGAGCUCGACUCGGCCGCCAAACUGGCCAAGGCCAAGGAGAAACAGCUUGCCGACCUGUCCUGUCAGCUGGACGAGACGCGCCGUAAGCUGAUUGUGCGCGAGUCGGAGCUGGCUCGUCUGGAGAGGGAGACGGAGAGGGAGAGGACGCCGCGCACCUCGCCGGCCGCCUCGCCCAGGGACGCCGCCGAGCUGCGAACUCUGCGCGUCAAAUACCGAGAACUGCAGCUGCAGCACCAGGAGCUGAUGGCCCAGCUGAGGGAGAACAACCUGCCCGAGUUUGUCGAACGACUCCUCUCCGAUAAGAACGUGCAGAUCGAUGAGCUGGAGCAGAAUGUACGCACUCUUACACAGCUCUCCAUGCGUUCGUCGUCGGCCGGUGACAGCCGCUCGUCGGGCCACCAGAGCGGCGUCAGUCGUCUCUCGGACCCGCACCAGCCCAGCCCGGAGGUGCUGCGCCGCGCGGCCACCUCGACCCAAUCGGACCCGGCCGGCGACCUAUCACUGCCGGACAUCAGCAUGGUCCAACAGAAACAGGAGAAGUCCGGUCGUCCGGCCUCCUCGCCAGCGACCGUCCCAGCCCGGCCCGACUCGCCUACAGCCGGCUCGGAACACAGCUGGGACUCUGCCCCUACAGUCGCCGGCGGAGCCUCUCAACACGGCAGCUCUGCCGGCUCGGAACUGGCCAGUGUCGCAGGCUCCAGUGCUAGUGGGGAUUCUAUCCAUAACCUGCGCGCGGCAUUGGCGAGGAAGAAACAGCUGUUGAAUGCUAGGAAGGAGCAGUUAGAGAGAAGCGCACGGGGAGAGGAUGUGGAGCAGACGCCACGGGAGCAGAGCGGAGAGGCGCCGGUGGUGGAGAGCAUCCCGCCACAGCCGAGCGACUCUGAGCUGGCCGAGGCGGCGCACGUCCGCCAGCAGCUGCUGAAGCUGCGCUCCCGACUGGAGGUGCUCGACCCGAUCCUGACACGACUGGACGAGGACUACGCGUCCAGCGUCGACCAGCUGUCCGGGCAGAAGGCGGCGCCGGCGGCCUCUGAGACGGAGCUGCAGCUGGCGGCGCAGGUGGCCGAGAUGCGCAGGACCAUAGAUGGGCAGGACGGAGAGCGGCGCCGGCUGGAGGGGCAGCUGCAGCAGCUGGACGCUCAGGGUGUCUCGGAGACGGAGCCGCAUCGACGUCAGCUGGAGGAGCAGCUGCUCGUCACGCUUCGGGAUAUGGAGAUCAACAAGCUGGACGCCUGCAGCAAGAUGCACGAGGCCUCGGCUCUGCUGGCCAGGAGUCAGAGACACGCGCAUCAGGAGUUGCAAAAUCGUGUCCAGACACUGGAGCAGAGCUGCCGGGCGCAGUCGGCUGAGCUGGCGGAGCUUCGCGCCACUCUGCAGAGCCGCGAACACAACGAGGCGCAGCUCCGUGCAAAUCUCCAGUCCCGCGAACGAAACGAGGCAGAGCUCCGUGCCAAUCUGCAAACCCGCGAACAGACCGAGGCGCAGCUCCGCGUCACUCUCCAGAGCCGCGAACAGAGCGAAGCGGAGCUACAGCGCCAGGCGCGUGACAGAGAGGAGUCUGAACGGCUGCUCACUGCCCGACUGCAGACCGCCGAGACGGAGCUGGCGCGGCGGGACGAGCAGCUGCGCCAGACAGCCGGCCAGCUCACCGACACGGAGCGACAGCUCCAGGGACGGCUAGCGGAGGCAGAGCGGACGGCCGCAGAGCGAGAGGAGCACGCGCGGGAUCUGUCAGCGCGGGUGGAGAGCCUACAGAAGGAGGCCGCGACUGCCGAGAGGCGCCGCCGUCAGCUACAGAAGAAAGUCACAUCACUAGAGGAGGCGGUUAGUGAGAGGGAUACCCAGGCAGAGCGGCUGAGGGAGAGAGCCGAGGAGCUGGAGAGAGCGGCGGAGGAGCGGGAUGGACAUGUGGACAGGCUGGUGGCUCAGGUGAACUCGCUGGAGACUGAGCUGAGGCAGAGACAGGCUGAGAUUGAUCGGCUGACGACAGCGGUGGCCGACGCGGCGGAACGUAGACAGUCAUCUCAGAGACUCACGAGAAGCCGUCGCUCAGGAGCCGAGCCUGAGUCGGACCGGAGCGUCACGCCGCUGCCGGAACCGGAAUUGACCAGACGGGCCGAAUGUCCGCGGCCUGAGUCAGCCUCCAGUCUCUCCGAUCUGACCGCCGCGCCGACCUCUGAGCUCGACUCGAGUCAGACGGUGACUCUGAGCGGCGCCCGCGCGGUGCUGGACUCGAGUCGGUCGGUGACUCUGAUUGAGGAUGGACCGGAGAGGGAUCCCGGUCCCGGACCCAACACGGACGUACUGUGGCAGCAGCGGUGCGAGUCGCUGCAGCAGCGGUGUCACCAACUGUCCACCGGCUGGCGACACGAACAGCGGCGCCGCCGGCAGCUGGAGAUGCGUCUCACCGCCCUGCUGGAGCCACGGGAGAUGGAGGAGACGGAGCGGGAGGCGCCGCGCCGCCUCCAGACGCUGCUCGACAGGGUGCACAGAGAGGGCAUUGAGGUGCUGACGCUGUCUGAGCUGCGUUACGUUCGGAGCCACUCUCCCGCUCUGCUAGUCCCGGACAGCCUCGGCGGUGGCGGAGACUCUUCGGCCGGCUCUGAGCAACCGAACGGCGGUCCGGGGCAGACGGAGCACGAGCUUCGGCAGAAAGUGGAGCUGCUCGAGUGGCGACUGCGGGAGGAGCGUGCCCUGGUGGACACCCUCCAGGGCUGGCUGCAGACCGAGCACCAGUCCAAACUGCGCAUCACCAGCGGGCGGCUGCAGAUCGAGCCGUGGCCGUCGGCGGCGGCGCUCACAGACCACCAGAAUCAGCAGCAGCAGCAGCAGCAGCAGCAGCGAAGGGUGAACGGACGCAGAUCGCCAGCGCCACCGCAGCAGCAGGAGAGACAGCCGCCAUCGCCGGCUCCCCUGCCGCCGCCCGUGCUCGUCCCGCCGCCGCCGGCCCCGGACGGCUCCGGUGACGGUCCGGAGCGGCCGGCCGAGCCGCCAGCUGCCGAGCAGCUGGUGCAGCUGCGCCGCCAGCUGUCUGCCGAGCAGCUGCAGCGGCGCCGGCUGCUGGCGGAGCUGGAGACGGAGCGCAGCGCGGCGGCGCAGCAGCGGCUCCAGGCGCACCGGCUGCAAACACAGCUGACGGCGGCCAACACAGAGCUGGGAACACUUCGUGCACAGCUGGCUGAGAAAACUACCGAGCUGGCCGUCCUCCGGGACCGACUGAAGGGGAAGGCAGCAGCGGCCGGCGGCGGCGGCUCCUCUCAGCCCCCGGUGAGGCGGAAACCGGAGCAGAUGGCCGGUCUCGCCGACAUGAACGCCGAGGUAGACCGGCUCCGUUCGCGCGUCUCGGAGCUCGAGCGCGAGCUGGGCCAGCGCGGCGACGCUCCCUCCGCCGACUCCGGCCCGUGGCGCUCCAGACUGGAACAGGAGCGCGCCGCCUGGAGUCAGGAGCGCCAGCGACUACAGCAGCGCAUCGCGCGCCUGGACACGGAGCAGGAGCGGCUGCGCCGCGCGCCGGCCGUCGGCGAUGGAGACGACGAGCGGCUGCAGUACGCGUACGGCCGGUUCCUGCGCGCCGAGAGCUACCGGCGCGCGCUCUGCUGGCAGAAGCGGUAUCUGAUGGUGCUGCUGGGUGGAUAUCAGGAGACGGAGGUGCUGACGCUGAGACGGAUGACCGAGCUGACGGGCGGAGCGUUCCGCACGGACGCCCGCCGCUACCUUUCGCCGGCGGCCAAGUUCCGCGCGGCGGUCUGGGUGGUCGUGGCCGUACGGAGGAUGAACUUCAUGGUCGGGAGAUGGAAAUCAGGUCGCCGGGCGGCCGUAGCGCUGGCAGGCGGCGUCGACCGGCCGAUCUCGCCAGCGGCGGCCCGCCCCCACUCGUCUGUGUCGCUGGUGUCAGCCUCGUCGUGCGACGCGCACGCUGAGCUCGACCGGCUGGGACGCAUUGUCAGAGAGUGUCCCCGAUCGGUGCCCGAUGUCCAGUUCGACGUCAGAUCGGUGGUCUCCGGCAGUGACGUCUGCUCAGAGGACCUGCAGCCGUACCUGGAGCGGUUCGAUGCGCUGCUCGACCGUCAGGGCCUGCCGCCGCAGCCGGGACGGCGGCCGGACAGCGGGCGGUAACAUCCCACCGUCAGAGGCCCAGUCAGAGGCCCAGUCAGACAGGACUGCGGCCGUCCGUCCACACUGUUACGGCAGCUAACUAAGACAGCUUCUCUACGCGUAACCCCUGCCAGUCUCUACCUGUCCUAUUCUAGUCCGGUGUUGUCAGUACCGCCUUGUACCAGCGGGAAAUUCCGUGUGUGUAUGUCUGUCUGCCUUUGUGGCGUGCCUGCCUGCCGGGACGGUGACGGGGCUAGUGAUCUUACACGGGUGUCUGGCGCUGCGAACGCCCCCUGCAGGGAGAAUCGGACGCCUUCGGGCCGUACAGUGCCAAGCACGUCGGUUCUGCUGUGAAUGCUGCACGAAAUUAUUUAUUUUACCGGUGGCAAAUAUAAAUGGUUUGUGAUUUUA